UUUGUGUUUCUCCAACGGCACACUGCCAAAGGUUUCCUAGUACGCGGCUCUAUCAACACCACUAAGGUUCAUUGUCAUUCCCUUCAUGUAGUGCAUAUCUGCUUGUGUCGCGGUGUGUCAGUGUGACCUGCAUUGAGGUAAAUUAUUAGUAUGUCUGCCAACAUAACCACUAAGAGACAGCAUCACCAGACCAGCAAAACAUUUUUUUUCAAGUGAAAUUAAUUUUGCUGCCUAAAUGGCUGGAGUGACAGCAUGACAUUACAUUUGUUCCACAUGUAAUGGUUCACAGGGAACAGGACAUCUUUAUAGUUGUGUAUUGUAUUAUGACAACAUUUGGUCAUGCAGAGUAUGAUGUACAAAAAGCAUCCUGCAGGAUGUCUCACAGUCUGCCUGCGGGUUGUGCCGAGGCGCUGGACAUCACAGUACUCCUUUGUGCCAAAACACCAGCCAUGCCAGGACAGGCCACUCUCACAGCUGCAAGAGUUUCUGGACAGCAGCAAGAGGCUGUUUGUCCUGACAGGAGCAGGGAUCUCCACAGAGAGCGGUAUUCCUGACUACCGCUCUGAGGGAGUGGGGCUGUAUGCCACCUCCAGCCGCAGACCAAUCCAAUACAAGCAAUUCAUGGACAGCAGUAAGGCACGACAGAGGUACUGGGCAAGGAACUAUGUAGGGUGGCAGCGGUUUUCCUCGGUGACGCCCAAUGCAGCCCACACCUGCCUCACUGCCUGGGAGAGGAGUGGCAAGCUGGCCUGCACCGUCACUCAGAAUGUGGACCGCCUCCACCACAAGGCAGGGACAGCCAAUGUGGUGGAGCUGCAUGGAUCAGCAUUUAACGUGGUGUGUAUGAACUGCAGACGGCAGGUGGUGCGUCACUACUACCAGACCUGCCUCACUCGCCUCAACCCCCACCUCACCCUGCGCCCUGUGGAGAUGCGGCCUGACGGGGAUGUGGAUUUGACCCAGGAGGAAGUGGACAACUUCCGCGUGCCUCCCUGUGAAGCCUGUGGGGGCAUCAUGAAGCCCGACCUUGUAUUCUUUGGGGAGAGUGUGCCUCGGGAGCGGGUGGAGCGGGUCAAGAGGGAGCUGGCCGAGUGUGAUGCACUGCUGGUGUUGGGCUCCUCACUCUAUGUGUACUCUGGCUACAGAUUCAUCCUUGCUGGGUUGGAGCGAGGGAUGAGGAUGUGUGGGGUGAACAUUGGGCCAACACGCGGUGACCCUCACUUUCAGUUCCGGAUCAACGCACGCUGUGGGGACGUCCUGCCUCGCCUGCACGUCUGACACCCAGCAUGUCUAGUGUUUACCAGAUGUAUAUUAUGUGUUAGUAGAGUUGUAUUCUCAAUGUACAAACAAAGAUCUAUAUAAAUGAGGGUGGAGGUGGUUAUUUUUCUCUCAAGAUACUGCAGAAAGGUAUUCCCAAGAGAUACCUGUCUUCUUUCUCUUUUGGAUUCCUUUCACAAUAUGCAGGGAAUACAGAUAUUCCUCCAGCCAGACUUAAGUGUGUAUUCUUCAACACUUAUGUGCUUCACCUGCACUGUUUUUAAAGGUUUUAUUUAAAUUUAGACAAAUUUUUAAGGUGUUUUUAUGGUUCUAAAGAUAGUGACACAAGAUUUCUACAUCAUUAACUGGAGAAACACUUGAAAACCCCACUAAAUCAUCUGUGGCUCUUGAUAAUAUUUGUGGUGAGAGAGCAAAGUGUUUCCAAAUAUGGGCUGUACUGCAGGGAGUUGAAUGCUUUCAAACUUAUAGUUAAUGAAGACAAGGAGAAAUGACAGGGGUAACAGUGUGAAUGACGUGUAUGUGAGUGUGUAAUGCUUUGUCUGGGAUAGUGACAUUUGGUAUAUAAAUAGAUGAAUGAAGAAA
Molecule: messenger RNA, 1860 nt
Organism: Portunus trituberculatus (swimming crab)
Lineage: Eukaryota; Metazoa; Arthropoda; Malacostraca; Decapoda; Portunidae
Gene: Sirt4
Product: NAD-dependent protein deacylase Sirt4-like
Exons: 6
Coding region: 340-1278 (312 amino acids)
Molecular function (GO): NAD+ binding
Source: RefSeq, a predicted model, not a curated record